Messenger RNA from Pieris macdunnoughi, 1794 nucleotides. The record is from the annotation of a GenBank genome assembly. NCBI's taxonomy places the organism in Eukaryota, Metazoa, Arthropoda, Insecta, Lepidoptera, Pieridae.
AUGAGUAAAACAUCAAUGCAACAAACGUCGCCUGCCUCUGCUACAGAGCUAAAUAGAGAUGCAGAAGAUUACUCUACUACGCCAGAAUUUAUUUACGGUGGACCUUUUAUAAAAGUUGACAAACCAUCCCCUUUUUUAAAUGUUGCUACGCCAAUCAAUCUUCAGCUACAAGGAUCAUUUAAAAAGAGUUUCGCAUACUAUUCACUUAAAGAACGCAUGCCUGUGAUAUUAACCAAAGUAAUAGAUUAUGUGUCAAGAGAAGGAUCAAAAAUUAAAUCCGCAAGCGGUGGUACCGACGAUGACCUCCAUUCCUUUAUACAAUACGUGUCAAAACUUAAAAACGACUUGGUGACAAACAAAAAGUACGAUUUAUUAACUGUAGACACCCCUGAGGCUAAGCGAUGGAACCAAUGGAUCGAGAGUUGUGACGCCCAAACCUAUUUUAUGAACACCUGGGUGUUUACUGAGUGCUACGUCUAUAGGAGAUUGAGAGAGGGCUGUGAAUUGAUAAAAGGAUUAGCAAAUUUUGAUCCUUUUGACGAGCAAAAGGACCAAUCGUUUAACAAUAGUAUGGAGCCGAUGUGUGUUGUGGCUGAAAAGUUGCUUACGAUGUUACCUGAAAGUGAUAAAGACAAGAGGAAAGCGGACUUUAUUUCUUUACUUAAGAUUUGUCUAUGGUCCAACAAAUGUGAUCUAUCGUUGUCUAUGGGUGAGCAAGUUACCUUAAAGAAUGAAGGAGUCAAGACGACGCCAUCUAGAGAUGUCCUCGAUCCUUUUCAAAUGGUUUUGGAUCUUAAGGAUAAGGUAUUAGUCGACGACUCGGCCAAAAUAGCGGAUUUAGUGGUUACCAGAGCUGAGAGUUUUGCAAAGGCUAUUGAAGGAAAUACGUCACUUAAAGCUAAAUGCAGUUGCAACAGAUUGGCGACAAGUGCGGGUGUUCCCUUGUGUCCCCAAGAGGAAAAACCAGCAGAAGCGCCUGCGCCAGCGGAAGGCGAACAACCCGCCGAACUUCCGCCAUGUCCAGCAAAGUUCACUAUACCACAGGAUGUCAUGUUCGAUAUAGUAUGCGACAACUCUGGCUACGAGUUAUUCACCGACCUCUGCUUAGCACAUUUCCUGAUCGCACAGAAAGUCGUACAAAAGGUCAGAUUCCAUGUCAAAGCGAUUCCUUGGUUCGUCUCCGAUGUUACACCUAGGGACUUUAAAUAUGUCAUAGGAUCGUGUGCUAACGGAAAUUACAAGAGAGAAAUACCACCGGAACAUAAACCAGAACCAGCGGAGGGCGAAGCCCCGGCCGAGCCGGAGCCCCCGCGAGUGAUAUCUGCGGACAGUUUGAGACAGCUCGGGGGACAGUGGGAGAAAUUUGUUCAAGAUGGUGUUUUUGAAGUUCUUAGUGACGACUUCUGGACAUCUCCCCACGUUUAUAAAGACAUGAAGCGAUAUGAUCCAGACUUGUAUAGGAAACUGCAGUUCGCCACGUGUGUCCUGUUCAAAGGCGAUUUGAAUUAUCGAAAACUGCUCGGAGAGAAAAAUUGGAAUCCCAUGACAGGAUUCGAACCAGCGCUACAGGGUUUCAUGCCAGCUCCGGUAGCAGCUCUUCGCACAGUUAAAGCGGACCUCAUUUGCGGUUUGCCCAAAGGCAAAGCGGAUCAACUCAACACCAUCGACGAGAAGUGGAUGGAAAAGGGCGAUUAUGGGGUAAUCCAAGUGUGCGCUAAAUGUGAGCCGCUCAAGGUAUCAGAGCGACCCUGCCCUCUGUAUGGCGACACCUGCCGGGGAACAGUCUGUCAAUGA